Messenger RNA from Cylicocyclus nassatus, 1318 nucleotides. The record is from the annotation of a GenBank genome assembly. Lineage: Eukaryota; Metazoa; Nematoda; Chromadorea; Rhabditida; Strongylidae.
GUUUUGUGCAGCUCAAAUAAAGUAAACAUUCACACUCUAGGAUGGGAAUCUUGACGAUAUACGCAAUUGCCGUUGUGGUGAUUGGAGCCGUAGAAAGGGGUCCAUUCAUCACCUUUCUGAAUCGAUCAAAUGGAGACAUCGCACAACUACAUAAGCUCUACACGGAUGACAACGGAGUGAUGCGAAAUGCGCUUCCACCGACUUCGGAAUUGAAGUGGGAUUAUCUCAAAGAUUACGAUGGAAAGUACGUCAUCCCUUAUGUCAUCAAAGGCACAUACGAGACCUCUGAAAAAGAAAUAAUUCUACGAGCAAUGACCAAAGUGGACAGAAACACAUGCAUUCGAUUUCACACCAGAUCUAAUGAAAAAGAUUACAUCGAAAUUCAAAAUAAUGAAGGAGAAGGAUGUUACUCAACCGUAGGUCGCUACGGAGGAAAGAGCAUCAUGGUGUUAGAAGCGAGCAAGCUAGGAUCUUGCAUGCAAGAGCAUACAGUGCUUCACGAGCUGCUGCACGUCGUUGGUUUGUGGCAUGAACACAUGCGUGAGGACAGGGACAAGUACAUUACAAUACACUGGGAAAACAUCCAAAAAGGAUAUCAAAAUCAAUUCGCUUUGAUUGAAGCUCCCGAUGCUGUCACAUAUGGCGUACCCUAUGACUACAUGUCUAUCAUGCACUAUGGAAAAACUGCAUUUGCCAAUCCCAAUACCAUCUCGAUGGAACCAAUGGACAAGAAGUAUUUGGAUCUCAUAGGAACAGCGAAAGAGGCAUCAAGGAAUGACUGGGCAAAAGUUUGCGCGAUCUACAACUGUACCGUCUGUAUGGGCGAAAAAGUUGUGCCAGGCCAAAUUCUGGCGAUGGUGACGACUUCGAAACCAGGAUGCAUAGACAAAGAUCUUUUGAACUGCUACUUUAUGGAUAAGAACGGAACUCUCGAUUGCAACAAAUACAUGGACUUGUGCUGUGGUACAUGCGCAGCAUUAGGAAGUGCAUCGUUUGCGAGAGUACCCACAACUACAGAAGAGCCACUCGCUUUCAAGACUCUUCCGCCAGGAUACACGUCGACACCUUCACAUCAUCUUUGUGCUGACAGGGAUGGAGUGCAACAGUGUGAACAGCUCGUCAAGUACAACAAAGUCAAUUGUUUUACGGUUGAGGGCACUGCUCGCUGCUGUGGCACAUGCAAUGCCCUUAUGGAUUAUAUUGAAACAAUGUCUUCUUACGCAUAUACGAAAAAUUGAGCUUGAGUUUUAGCUACGUCUAUAUAAACGCUUACCAUGUUCGUAUUCAUUCGAAAGGAAUGAAUGUUUGCCUGGUGUAA